This is a messenger RNA of Sphaerodactylus townsendi, 3959 nucleotides long. It is a transcript of the gene DNAJC3, whose product is annotated as DnaJ heat shock protein family (Hsp40) member C3. The coding region runs from base 77 to 1588 and encodes 503 amino acids. The transcript has 12 exons. NCBI's taxonomy places the organism in Eukaryota, Metazoa, Chordata, Lepidosauria, Squamata, Sphaerodactylidae. Gene Ontology annotation, biological process: protein folding in endoplasmic reticulum. Gene Ontology annotation, molecular function: protein-folding chaperone binding; misfolded protein binding. Gene Ontology annotation, cellular component: endoplasmic reticulum. The record is from RefSeq and is a predicted model, not a curated record.
CCCCAGGGAACCAGGUUUAGAAUGUUGAGAGUUGCAGAGUUCGGAGCCGAACUCUUUCGCGGGGCGGGCGGCGGUCAUGGUGUCUCCUCGCGUGUGGGUGAACAAGCUGGGCUCCGCGCUGCCCUUGCUGUGGGCGCUUUGGGAUCUCCACUACGAGGGAGCAGAAUGUGGAAUAAACGCAGAAGUAGAAAAGCAGCUCGAAAUGGGAAAGAAGCUGUUAGCUGCUGGACAACUGGCAGAUGCUUUGUCUCAUUUCCAUGCUGCCCUAGAAGGGGACCCUGAUAACUACUUUGCCUAUUACAGAAGAGCCACAGUAUAUUUGGCCAUGGGCAAAUCUAAAGCUGCCAUUCGCGACUUAAGCAAGGUGGUUGAGUUAAAACAGGAUUUCACAAUGGCAAGGCUACAAAGAGGACAACUGCUUCUUAAGCAGGGAAAGUUUGAUGAAGCAGGAGAGGACUUUAGAAGAGUGCUCCAAUCUAAUCCUAGUGAUAAGGAGGAAACAGAUGCUCGCUCCCAGCUGCUGAAGUCUGAUGAGAUGCAGCGCCUGUGUUCCCAAGCACAGUCUGAGUAUCGCCAAGGGAAUUACUAUGCUGCUAUCGGCUUCUUGGAUGAAAUUCUGGACGUUUCCGUUUGGGCUGCGGACCUGCGUGAGCUUCGAGCCGAAUGCUACAUCCAGAAUGGAGAACCCGGGAAGGCCAUUAAUGAUUUAAAAGCUGCCUCCAAACUGAAGAGUGAUAAUACUGAAGCAUUCUAUAAACUCAGCACUAUAUACUACCAGCUAGGAGAUCAUGAAUUGUCUCUAAGUGAAGUUCGUGAAUGCUUGAAGCUUGAUCAAGACCACAAGGAGUGCUUUUCUCAUUACAAGCAAGUGAAGAAAUUAAACAAACAGAUCUUGACAGCAGAAGAACUCAUCCAAGAAGGCAGAUACCAGGAUGCCAUUGACAAAUAUGAGACUGUGAUGAAAACGGAGCCCAAAGUUUCUGCUUAUACUUUACACGCCAAAGAGAGAAUCUGUCACUGCCUCUCCAAGAACCAGGAGUCAAUUGAAGCCAUCAGGCUCUGCACUGAAGUUCUGCAACUGGAACGAGACAAUGUGGAUGCCCUCAAAGCCAGAGCCGAAGCAUAUCUGCUAGAAGAGCAGUACGAGGAAGCCAUUAAGGAUUACGAAGCUGCAAAGGAGCAGAACGACAAUGAUCAAGAGAUCCUGGAAGGCUUGGAGAGAGCACAGAGGAUGCUGAAGCAGUCUCAGAAGAGAGAUUACUACAAAAUUUUGGGAGUGAAACGGAAUGCCAGAAAACAAGAAAUUGUAAAAGCCUAUAGGAAGCUAGCAAUGCAGUGGCAUCCGGAUAACUUCCAGGAUGAAGAAGAGAAGAAGAAAGCAGAGAAAAAGUUCAUUGAUAUAGCAGCAGCCAAAGAAGUCCUCACUGAUCCAGAAAUGCGACGGAAGUUCGAUGCAGGAGAAGACCCAUUGGAUGCAGAAAGCCAACAGAAUGGAGGAAACCCUUUCCACGGAGGCUGGAAUACAUGGCAGGGAUUUGAUCCUUUUAGUUCUGGAGGACCCUUUAAAUUUAAGUUCCACUUCAGUUAGAAAACCUCUUUUCCUCCCUCCCUGUUCUGCUUCUAUGAGUUUGAUUUUAUUUUUUAUUUCUAAGUAACUUAAAACAGAGACAUCUUUGAACAAGAACUUGAAUAAAAACUAGCCCUUCUGUGAUGGAAGGGUAAAAUACUGGAUACCAGAAUGUGACACAGCAGCAGCCCUGUUAGUCCUACUUGGUUUUAUAUUUCAGGAUGUCAGAUUUCAACCCUUUACUAAAGAUGUGGAAGAAUAGUUAAGACUGCAGUCCUUGGCCUCUUUUCAUAAGCAAUUCUAAACCUUUAGUCCAAGACAAACUCAUGUCAAAGAAAACAUUUUAUUCAAGAAAGCACUUUAAACUUUAGCAUACUUUUUAAUGACUUUUGUAGGACUCUGAUUUGUUUGUAGAAAUGAUGAGAAAGAACAAUAUUUUUCAGUAUAAAUGCCAAUAUUUUGAUUGACUGCUCUUUGGGAGCCACUGGAGGGAUCUUCCCUGUCACCCUUGCAAGCUCUCAUCUUAUCAGAAUCUCUUGAGUUGUGAUGCAGGUCUGCCCUUGCAAUAAGGAAAAUCCCAGCAGGUCUUGAGCUUACUUAGACCUUCCCUGGGAGUUAGCAUAAUAACGUCUUUGAUGUUACAAUUUAGGAUGCCGUGAUGAUCGUGCCUUAGCAAGGCUGCAUUCAGACAAAUAACUAUGGUUAAGAAAAAUGUGCACAGACUCAAAUUGUUUCUGAUCUUGCAUAUGAACCUCGCUUCUCCUGUUUCUUUCUCUUCCCAAAAAUCAGUUAAAAGCUAACUCCUGUUGCCUGCUUUGUAGACAUAGAGAUGUGCACGCUAAGCAGAGCUAGCGGACUCCUCACUUGCUAGGAUCCUGAACCCAGAUUUAAUUCUAGUGUAGAAUCAAGGGGCAAAUCCCCACUGAAAAAAUAAACCUGUCUCCUCCCCCCUCUGUUUCAAUAAAAUAUAGCACCUUUUUAUUGCGAUUUCUCCCUCCCCACCACAAUGUGGGGGCUCAAAGUUAAUCCCGGCAUCAAACAAUGCAACUAUUUCCCCUGAACCCACCAUCUGCUCUGAGGCUCUUUUGUUCUUUGUUCUGAUUGGCUGUUGUGUUGGGAAAAGACGGGAACAAUACCCCUCCCCUCUGUUUUUUUUUUCGUGCAGCUUCAUAGUAGCGCAAGUAGUCUUUUUUACCUCAUGCCAGCUAUGGCAACUCCCGUUGUUGCUACGCAUGUAUGCUUGCUUGCUCCCCCUCUCUUUGCAGGAGCGUGUCUUCGUAGCCACGACCAGCACAUACUCACACACAAAAAGGCGUUAGAGUAGACUGAACAUUGAAUUACUAUUGUGCCAGUUCUGCACAAUUUUCACAAACUGUUGUGAAAAUCUAAGCUUGCUGUGAAAAUGCUGCUUAGGGAUAUACCUGGGAAAUCUCCAAAGAUGACUAAUGCCAAAAGGAUACUUUCAUUUAUUUGUAGCUUCACAGGAAUAACUUGGGCCUUCCUGUCAUGGAUGUAGAUGUCGCACAGGAGCAGUGCUCUCAGUGCAUGUGUUUUGAACAAUACUUAAAACACUUUAUUCCUUUUAGGACCAUAAUCAAAAGUGCAGGAGCCCGGGGUAGAGAGUAAUCUUUGCUUUCUGCUGCAAUCCUAAACAGAGUUACAAGGGAGUAGGCACCACUGAGCUCAGUGGAGCCUGUUGCUGAGUGAACAUGCUCAGGCUUGCUGUGUUUUGGGCCUGACAAGUAGGUUCAUUGACAAGUUCUAUAUUGCGUGGACUUUGCUGCACGUGGUUUUUUGAGUAUAAUUGUUGCCAAGGCACCAUUAACAACUGCAAAUUAGAUUGAUCCAAGAGUUCUUCAAGCCUAGUUUUGUAAUCACAUCAGUAUAAACCAGCCUGUCUCAAUUAACACAAGCCACUGCAGUAGAUAAAUGCUGUCCAAAUGUUUGUAAAGAUCCAAUUUUUUAAAAAAUGGAACAAAAAAGGACAAUGCUAUGGAGCUAAGGAGUUCUUUUGAAGAUAAGAAGUUUGAACACAUGCUUCCUUAGCUAAACAGUGUACUGGCAGUAGCAAUUUUGAUUAAAGCUGUUUCCUACUUUUAUCAACAAGUUUCAAGCUUCUGUUAACACCAGUAAGCUUAUCUUAUGUGUGUUAGAGAGAAACCAGAUUAAUAUAAAGCAGAGUGCCAUAUUUUUACCAUUGGUUGCAUGUCACAGAACCUUCUCCACUGUACCAGUGUUUACAUGUGCUUGUAUUUAAUAGGAUGACGGUGGGAGGAGAGAAUAGAUGGAUGGAAAAUGCAUUCAUUUCUCCUCUUAGGAGUAAUUCAGCCAUUGUUCUCCAGGUUGCUAUAGAAAAAUAUUGGUAUUUAUUAUUAAAUGCCUUAAAUGUUAA